AUGGCACAAUCAAAACAACAAGAUACGUUAAGAUUAAAAAUUGCUAAAACUGGAGAUAAAUUUCUAAUAAGAAACAACCCUAAUGUAACAAACUGUAUGGAUAUAGACUGUGAGAAGGAGGAAACCGACAAACAGUCAAACAGUGAAUACCGUCCUGUCCAUAACAAAAAGCGCAAAGUCAUAAUACCUGAUAAUCACAACAUAACAAACUCAGAACUGCUACAGCAAGACAAAUGGCUCUCGAAUAAUAUACCACUUACAAACCUAUUUAGUUUACUACCUGAAGUCACUGAUGAACCAUCAGAGUCCGUCAAUAAGGAGACUCCUCAACCGAAACCGCCUCCAAUUCAUAUCGAAGCUCAAAUUAUAGAACCACUACUGGAUCUUUUAAAAGAAACAGCGGACAACAAAUAUACAAUGAAACAACUACAAAACAACCAGGUAAAAAUCCAAGCCGAUACAACCGAUAUAUACAGUAAAAUAGUACUAGCCCUAAAGGAAAAGAACGCUAACUUUUACACUUACCAAUUAAAAACAGACAAAAGUUACAAAGUUGUACUAAGAGGAAUGCACCCCAAAACUAACACUAAUAGAAUCAUUGAAGAAUUAAAAGAACUAAACCAUAAAGUAAGACAAAUAAACAACAUAGUUAAAUACGAUACAAAACAGCAAUUACCACUUUUCUUCAUAGAGUUAGAACCCAAUGUUAACAACAAGGAAAUAUAUAAAAUAGAUCGGCUACUAAAUACCGUAAUCUCCUUUGAACCGCCAAAAAAGAAAAGAGACAUCCCCCAGUGCAUGCGAUGUCAAACCUACGGCCAUACAAGGAACUAUUGCAACAAAAUCCCCGCGUGCGUAAAGUGUGCAGGUAAGCACUUAACUUCAAACUGCUCCUUGGAACGUAAGAUAGAAAAUGUGAAAUGCUUUAACUGCCAGGGCAAUCAUCCCGCCAGUUACAAAGGAUGUAUCAUAAGAAAACAACUCCAGCAGAAAAUGUAUCCCGCCCUUAGGCAAAGAGCAUUAGACAGUAACUCGAAAAACACUACACAAAACCACAUCCCGAAUCACAACAAUAAUGAUAAAACCCGACAGAUAAACACAACAAAUAAAAGCUACGCCCAAGCACUAUCGUCCCAAAUACAAAGUCAAUCUUACCUCCCGAAUCAAAACAAUGACACAGAUAAUGAAACCUCGGAAAUCAAAAAUCUACUUAUACAAUCAACUAAAAAUACGGAACUUAUAGCAAACAUGCUCCUAGAACAAACCAAGUUAUUACAACAACAGACCCAACAAAUAAACGCUAUGAUACAACUACUAACCAACAUGAUAUCUAACAACAAAAAAUAA
Messenger RNA from Dufourea novaeangliae, 1347 nucleotides. RefSeq names its product nucleic-acid-binding protein from mobile element jockey-like. The transcript has a single exon. The coding region runs from base 1 to 1347 and encodes 448 amino acids. The record is from RefSeq and is a predicted model, not a curated record. NCBI's taxonomy places the organism in Eukaryota, Metazoa, Arthropoda, Insecta, Hymenoptera, Halictidae.